Molecule: messenger RNA, 2630 nt
Organism: Sander lucioperca (pikeperch)
Lineage: Eukaryota; Metazoa; Chordata; Actinopteri; Perciformes; Percidae
Product: protein Niban 1-like
Exons: 14
Coding region: 426-2372 (648 amino acids)
Source: RefSeq, a predicted model, not a curated record
AGUUUGCUCGAUUGCAACAGCUGAUUGAGAUUUUGUGGCUUGAGUCCAAAGGGUUGAGAGGAUGAAAUACUAGAAAUCCCUUGUCUCCUCUCUCACCAUUCCUCAAUUUUUCUUAAGCCAGUGUUAAUACACAUGUGACUAUAUUCAUAAUUUCUUUUCAAUUCAGAAGUACAGUUCCUUGUCCUGAUUCCAUUGUUUAACAUUGCUGCACAUCAACAAGAAUAUGAGGGCAUUGGUGGCAUUAGUUGUUAUGCCAGGUUUGUCUCAAGUAUUGACUGUCAACAUAAAUCAGUUGUGAGUCCACCACAAUGAAAUGACGUGUUAGUAAAGGAAGAGGUGGAGAAAGAGUGAUCAAAAGGGUGAGGACAGACAAUUGCAACAGGAUAACAGAACAGAGACAAGAGGAAAGAGACUGAUAAAAGAGAAUGGGAGGGAAGCUCACAUGUCACCUAAACUCCAAAGAACACAGGUACAUCUCAGAGCAUAUUGCUGACAUCAUGGAGACAUUGGCUCCUCUCUAUCGAUGUCAUCUCAGCUCAAAUCUUCUGACCCACAUGAGAAACAAACACAUGGAGCCCAGUGAACCCCGCCCUCUGAUUCAGCAUCCUAAGGUCGUUGCACAUGGUGGGUUUGUGUUGGAGGGUACUUUGCCUCAAUACAUGGAUGGGAUCUGGACACAUCGCCACCUACUGGUCACCAACAGUUUUACAGUCGAGAGUCGUGAGUCUAAACAGGUAUUUGAAGGUGGUUGGGGGUGUAAGACAGAGUUGGUGCUUUCUGGCUGUCAUAUCUGCACCUCCAUACAGGACCAUUGUGAGUUAGUGGCUGACAUGUGCCAACACAUCAAAGGUAAAUCAGGUGGUAAACUGGCGUGUUGGGAUUGCCCCACCGCAUUUCCUGUCUUCAUGCAGCACCCUUACAGUGCCCCAGUGUGUCUGGCCACUGGAUCACACCAGGAACAGACACGUUGGGCGAACAUACUGCGAGCUGCAACACAACAUCAGAGCUCUGCACUCUGGUGUGAAGAUUCACCAGAAUCUAGGGCCUUCCUAGAUGCUGUGUCUUCCUUGAAGAAGCUCAGAGGAAACUGUCAAACAGAGGUAUAUCCAGUGGGCGAUUGGGAGGAGGUGUUGGUAAGCAUGGUUAUGGAAGACGUGAUGUCCUACCUCAAGGAGAAAGUAUUUCCCAGGAUUAUUGCACAUCACAGCAGGAGGAGGACAGCCUGGAUCAAACUGCUGUCUGAGGUCUACAGGACAGCAAAGCAUCAGGUAAAAGCUGCCAUGGCGGCUCUGAAGGAGGAGUUGUCACUUUAUCGUUCGGAUGUGGAGAAACAGAUCUCUGCAGGACUGCAACAGGCCAGUCUGCUGCAGGACCACAUCGCUCACACGAUUACAGAGGACAUGUGUGAGCCGAUGUUACACUCCCUCCAACGCACGAUCAUCCCAAGGCUGGACUGUACUCUGCAGGAAGUGGCCACACCCAUCUGUGAUGGAUUUGCUUCUACCUGGCAAUACUUCCUGGAGACAUGUGAUGACAUCAUAGACCUGGGAUCAAAAAGCACAUCAAUGAAGGAUAUCAAAAAAGAGGUGCUGACGCCUCUGAGCGGCCACGGACCAGACGAUGCCAGGAUGUGGCAGUGCCUGGACAAGCUGGAGAUGAGCUCAGAGGGGCAAACUUGGCUCCAGGAGACAUGGGGAGUCCACAGUGGAACCUGGAGGCCUUUGUUACUCAAAGCUCAGAACGCUCUCUACGAAGUGGUUGAUAUGUGUGCUGUGAUGUUCCGGAGGUUGCUCUCUCGGUAUCCGUGUUUCUCUUUUAACUCUUCCCAGCUCACAGCGGUGCUGUGUAGGAUCAAAGAGAAAGUGGUCAAGCAUCUGGAUACAGAACUGUUGGCACUUCGAUCUCAAUUAAUUCUGGAGGCGGUCCUACAGAUAACACUGCCAGCAUUUACACAUGGUGUGGGUGAGCAGGAUCUGUCUCGUUACUAUGCCAUGGUGAACUCAGAGCAAGCCCUCUUCAUUCACCCUGACACCAUCUUCCACUCCGUCCUAAGAGACAACCUGACCUCUUACAUCCAGUCAGUGAUGAGGCACUCCCUGCCACAGCAGUUCGUGCCUCUCCCUACCAGUCCCAGGAACCCCUGCAGCUCCAGCUCUAGUUUCUCUGAGCCAGUGUACCACAAGCUGCUGCCUCCUGGUGACUGCCAGCAGAACAUCUGCCAAACCUCUGAAGGCUCUACCUCUGGAUCUGAAACACUCACACCAAGCACCGUAUCUGACUGGGAUGACACUUUGGCCGACUCAGAAAACUCUGUAAACCACACGCCCUCACUGCUUGAUGCAGAAGAAUACAUCCAUCUUAUUGAUCCAUAAAUGAACUGUAGAAGAACACCAUAGAGUGUAGUAGUAGAUCAUGUCAUCUGUAUUCUAUUUGCAUUUUUCACAACAAAUAUAUAACUUAAAUAGAAAGGGACCAAUUGGACAGCUAUAGCAUAUAUUGAAAUUGGUUCAGCCUAAUCGACAGGCAUUGAAAGUUGGUAACUUUUAUAAAAAAUAACUUUUUGUCAUAUUUGCUCAAACUGUAACUAUGUCCUGACAGUACUACACGAGUCAGAUAAUCUGUGAAAAAAA